Tauraco erythrolophus (red-crested turaco) is the source of this 1190-nucleotide messenger RNA. Lineage: Eukaryota; Metazoa; Chordata; Aves; Musophagiformes; Musophagidae. The record is from RefSeq and is a predicted model, not a curated record.
GACUCGGAGUCGCUGGACGGCUGCAUUCAGAGUACGUUAUCAGCACUCUACCCUCCGUUUGAGGUUCAGUACUGUGGCUUGCUGUUUCGCCAUGAGGGCUGGCCCCUGUGUAUUCACGAGAAGAUUGUAGUCCAGUUGGCUUCCGUUGACUGGCGAAUCUUGAAGCCUGGUGACUUCUACCUGCAGGUGGUCCCCUAUCUCAAGAAGUCUCCACGAAUUGUAUUGAAAUGUUUGGCGAAAGACAAGCAUAAUGUAGAGGAAGUCGUGAUUCCAGAAGUUUCCUAUACCUCUAUUUUUACUCUGGAAUGGUUGAGUACUAUCAAUGGAGAGCGGAUGGGUAUAGCACUGGAAAAUUGUUUACUAACCACUGAUGAUAAAAUAUUUCGUGUCCCCUGGGACAAAGUGGUUAAUCCUGAAUUUAUAAAUAAACCAAAAAUAAUUGAGAACGAUAUCAUCUCUCCAGAAAUAACAGAGGAACCUUCAAUUUUGUGCCUCCCCAUGGACCAUGCUGAGUGCAAUUCACCAGACCUAGCAUCUCAGUAUCUACAGGAACAAAGUCCAAAUCGAGACAACCUCGUCAGCAGCAGCACAGCUCCGCAGUCGAGUGAAGCUCUUGUCAAUGGUGUGUGUACAAGUCCCGUGCCUCAAGAGAACUUGAAAAGUGACCUUGAAGGGGAGUACGUUGAGUUGACAGAAGUUUCACUGCCCAGGUUUGGACCACAAACAGGCUCUUUAACCCAAUCACUAGCUUUAAAUUAUCUAACUCAGCCCAGAACACGAGUGAAUGUGUCUAAAGGCAAGCACAGGUUUAUUGUCAUUCAAGACAGCACCUACUCCAAGAACUUCGUUCAGUCAGCACUUAUGCAGAAGGAGCACUGUCAAAUGGACACUCUGAAGACUUCUUCUACAGAAGUUCUCAAAAAUUUUGAACUUCUCACCUCCAUGAAGUCCCUCCAUAAGCACAUAGACAGCUCACAGCUGCCUCUAGAGCUGGAUGGGACCUUCCCUUAUUGCCACCGGGACUGGUUAAGCUUUCGCAUGGAGGCAGCUGUGCUGCUGAGGAAUUACAGACAGUUGAUGAAGAACGUUCUUGAAGAUGCGCGGCUGGUCAGGCUGCAGCUGGAGGGUGGAGCGCUCCUGGCCAGACUCAGGAAGGAGGAAUCUUGUGUCACACUCACCCAUGACUACAG